This is a messenger RNA of Populus trichocarpa (black cottonwood), 1418 nucleotides long. RefSeq lists its product as uncharacterized. NCBI's taxonomy places the organism in Eukaryota, Viridiplantae, Streptophyta, Magnoliopsida, Malpighiales, Salicaceae. The transcript is spliced from 2 exons. Bases 71 to 769 code for a protein of 232 amino acids. The record is from RefSeq and is a predicted model, not a curated record.
CGAAAGAAAAAACACACCAAAACACAAGGGUGUGCUUGUAUGUCCUAAAAAUCCCAAAUCCCUUGUUAACAUGCACCAUCUCUUCUUCUUCUUCAUCACCAUGCCCCCUUCUUCCUCCUUCACCCCAAAACCCCUCAAAUCCUCUGCUGCCUCUUCGUCUUCUUCAAACACUGGAAACACUAACUCCAAUCCAAACCCAAGCACCCUCCCCUGCAAACACUCGCCAUCAGCAACUCUUGACCUUCUCAUCCUAAUUCUAGUCCUUUUCUCUGGCACUUUCCUCUUAACUUCUUACUUCUCUUACAUCUUCAACUCCCUUUCUCUCCUCCUCUCCAACACCUCUCUUUCCCUCCACUUCCCCCCUUUCCCUUACAUUUGUGGGUUCUUCGCUCUUUUCAUCCUCUCCGUCCUUUUCAUUGAGUUCUGCUGCGGACCCAGAUCUCGAAAGUGUGACAAACCUGGCUGCAAAGGCUUGAAGAAAGCGAUUGAGUUUGAUUUGCAAUUGCAGACUGAAGAUUGUGCUAAAUCCACUGCUGGUGAUGACGUUGAUAAGUUGCCUUGGAAAGGGGGGACUGAAUCCAAUCCUGAUUAUGAGUGUUUGAGAGCUGAAUUGAGGAAGAUGGCUCCGCCUAAUGGGAGGGCUAUUUUACUUUUCCGUGCUAAGUGUGGAUGCCCUGUUGCUAAGUUGGAAGGUUGGGGGCCUAAACGUGGUCGCCGGCAUAAAAAGGCUCUGGCUAAUGUGGCUGCUAAUGGAGGAGAUCAUCGUUGAUAAUUCAUGAUGGUUUCGUUGUCAUGCCGUCCUUUUAUAUGCCUCCUCUAUACUAUUUCCUUUACCUUUCAGAUUUUGGAUGUUCCUUCUUUCUAGAAGGAUACACUCCUUGAUCAGGACAGUUUUCUAAUCCUAUGAUCUGGCCGAGCCUCGGAUUCAACAUGUCUGAAACACUCUUGCCUUUACAUGAACUUUCAUUAAAAAUUCUCCUCAUUUCUGAAAAAUCAUACAGAUUUAACUAGUGACUUCCAUUCCUGGAAGGACUUACAAAUUUAAUGGGAAUAAAUAUAUAGUAGAUUUUCCAAAUGAAUGGUUGUUUGCUUUAAUAAUUAGCUUCUUUUGUUUGCCAUGCUCUUCUAAUUUAGCUUUAUCUUAGAUAUGCACAGACCUUGAUGCGGGUGAGGAGUUAGAAAAGGUCAACAAGGAAAGAGCCGAAUCGAAGACUUUUGUUUUUCGAUGCUCUGCGAAGGCCAAUUUGAGGAUUGAAUGAAGAAUGAGAUUAGACUUCCGGGAAAUCCCCAAACCUUCUUACCUGUAUAUAAUACAAUCGUUGUUGAACAGGAUUGAUCUUUUAGCGCUCAUAAUUUCUCGACUAGACUUGAGCCAUUGAUGAUUUUAUAGAAUGGUCAGCCUAGGCCUUCUUUCUGGA